Molecule: messenger RNA, 711 nt
Organism: Benincasa hispida (wax gourd)
Lineage: Eukaryota; Viridiplantae; Streptophyta; Magnoliopsida; Cucurbitales; Cucurbitaceae
Source: RefSeq, a predicted model, not a curated record
AAACAAAACAAAUAUUCACAAGAGUUGGAAAAAAAGAAAAAGAAAACUCCAAUUGCCAAUGGCCAUAUCUCUUUAUUUCUCUGCUUUCAUUCUCUCCAUCUUCUUCUUCUCCAAUUUCCUCAUUACACAAUCCUCCAUUACCAUCAACACAACUGAUUUAAUCCAAGAAACUUGCAUGAAAAUCUCAAGAGAAGACCCUAACAUUUCCUACGACUUUUGCUUAACAUCUCUAGAAUCUGCUACGAAGGAUAUCGAAUGCAUCAAUCUUCGUCACCUCGGCCUCAUCUCAAUCGGGCUGUUACGUAGGAAUGUGACCAGCACGCGCCACCAUAUCAUAAGUUUGAUGGAAAACACGAAGCUCUAUCCGUUUGUCAAGUUUUGUUUGGAGGAUUGUUUGGAGCUUUAUUCCGAUGCGGUCCCGACAGUGACGCAGGCGAUGUGGGAUUAUAAGUUGAAGCAAUAUGAUGAUGCGAACAUCGCGGUUAGUUUGGUGAUGGACGCGGCGGAAACUUGUGAGGAUGGUUUUAAGGAGAGGAAAGGAGUGGUUUCCCCAUUGAAGAAGAGGGAUGAAGAUGCUUUUGAAUUGGGAGCCAUUGCUCUAUCAAUUAUAAGUCUGCUUCAUUAAGUCAAUUCCAUUCUAUGAAUUAGGUUUGUGUAAUUAAAAGUUCGACUUUAAAUUUAAGGAUUUGAGUUUAUCUUUUUCAAGUUCCA